This is a messenger RNA of Armigeres subalbatus, 2023 nucleotides long. RefSeq lists its product as uncharacterized. Gene Ontology annotation, cellular component: nucleus. The record is from RefSeq and is a predicted model, not a curated record. Gene Ontology annotation, molecular function: DNA-binding transcription activator activity, RNA polymerase II-specific; RNA polymerase II cis-regulatory region sequence-specific DNA binding. Lineage: Eukaryota; Metazoa; Arthropoda; Insecta; Diptera; Culicidae. The transcript has 4 exons. Bases 318 to 1982 code for a protein of 554 amino acids. Gene Ontology annotation, biological process: regulation of transcription by RNA polymerase II; gliogenesis.
UCAAAUUCGGUUCAAUUACGGGCUCAGUUUGUCGAUAGACGAUUGCGAGGUAAAUAGUGUUUUCGAGUUACGGUGCUCUUGGUUUCUGGUUCGCGAGUGAGAUGAAUCGGAUGCUUUCCAAUUGAAGCGACGGACUUUUCAGUGGUGAAAAUUAGUUAUACUUAAAAUGUACCAGACUUCAAAACUAUGUUUAAAUGUGUUUGUGUGGAUAACAACAAUGAAUAUGACUGCAAGCUUGCUCGGAAAAAGUAUAUUAAAUGUUAAUUAGUUAAUGUUAUUUUUUAAAACUGAGACUUGAAUAGUUCAAAUAAAAGCGCAUGAUGACUCCCGAAUGGGAUAUAAAUGAUGCACACAUACCCUUUGUUCAGGAUAUUUCAUAUGAUAAAUUCAACGAUUGGGCAGAUGGUCACUGCCGUUAUAUCUAUCUCACAACGGACGACCAAGCACGGAAGCAUAUAUCUGGCUGGGCAAUGCGAAACACCAAUAAUCACAAUGUAAGCAUCCUGAAGAAAAGCUGUCUAGGAGUUCUUAUAUGUUCAGCACGUUGCUGCCUACCGAACGGGAGCCAAAUACAUCUACGCCCUGCAAUAUGUGAUAAAGCCCGCAGAAAGCAGCAAGGUCGAGCUUGCCCCAAUCGAAGUUGCAAAAAUGGUCGUUUAGAAAUAUUGCCCUGUCGAGGCCACUGCGGAUACCCGGUUACACAUUAUUGGCGGCACACGGAUAAAGCCAUCUUCUUUCAAGCCAAAGGAUGUCACGAUCACCCAAAGCCAGAAUCGAAAACGUCGGGAGAAACAAGGAAGCUAGUGGGCGUUUCAUCCAAAACCAAAGCCAAAAAAUUAUCCGUACUGCUGCUAAGAGAUGCAGCAUUGGGAAAUAAACUGAUGUCAUUGAAAAAUGCAGUCAAGCCUGCCAGUCAAGUUUCUGGAGAAAUUCUUCAACCUCCACCAUUGAUACCAGACUCUAACAUAGAUAAACAAAAAUGCCAAAUUUGUUGCAAAUUACAGUGUACUUGCAGAAGCACAAACGUAGCUUGUACGUUAUCAACCAAAAGUAGUGAUAUGUUGAACACGAAUAUUUUUCAUGACAAUGCCUAUGGAUGUACACAAUCGACGACAUGGUCUUGCUAUUCAAACGCACCGGGGAAUCAGAUAUACGACACAAAUAAUUGUACAAAUAGUCAAAACAUUGCCAGCUAUUCUUCGAAUAAUAUCGAAAGUUUUCAACCAGAUGAAAUAUUUCAACUAGACCAACCACUAAGAGCAAAUUUGCAGCAAACUGCCAAUUUGAAUCCACCCCCAACAACGCUUCUAGAUCUUGGUAGUGGCGCAAUUUAUAAAAAAUGUAAUCAGAUUACACCCGACUACUUCAUAGGAGGAAAUGGUAAUAUGUUUAGUGAUAGUUACUUAGGACAUACGGGAACAUGUUCCAGUAUUCCAUCAUAUGAUAGCAAACCUUCAAUACAAUCCACAAUUUAUUCCAACAAGUCGACAGGAUCGUCAGUCAGUCAUUUGCCGACUGUUUCUCAGUAUUCUUUAGAUAUAACAAAAACCAUCAAAAAAGAAUUUGGUUCUAAACCUUACGAUUGCAAUAAUGCUCAAAAGACACGAUAUGACUGUGAUAAUCAAAUAAACUUCAAGAAAACUAGUAAGAUCAUUGGCUCAACACACCUCAUGAACAACAACAGUAGCAGCUCUACCAUUCCAUAUGAAAGAACUCAGCAGAAUGUUUAUGGCUCAACUUGUGACGAGAUCAAUUACUGCUUCCAAAAUGAAUCGAGUACUUAUCAGCAUAGCUAUAGCGUCAACUACGUCCCCACCGGUGCAGAAUCAUCGAACGUAAGCAUAACGAACAUAUAUCCUGAGGAUUGCUACCGUUCUUCUGGAAAUACAUACGGAAGAUCUAACCAUCACAAUGCCGGAACUGGAACACACCUUCAACCAACGAAUUCGGAAGUUCCCAUUGCUCCGUAUGAUUUUUACUAGACCUAAUUAUUCUGGCACGAUUAAACUGCAAAAUGCAAUAA